AUGGCGACCGCCCAAACCUCUCCGGCUGCUUCAGCCCCCGUGGCUGCCCCAGCUGCAGCUCCCCAGACAAGCAGCAAUGGCGCCAAUGGCAACAGACCCAAGCGGCCCAACCCCAGCGGCAGCAAUCGCAGCUGGAAGCAGAAGAAGACCAAGCGAGAGAAGAACAUCACCGAAGGGUCCUCCGAAGAAGUCCUGCGGUACGACAUCGAGGCGCUCCUAGAAUCUCGCAGAUCCGAGACCGACACACCAGCAGAGGGUGCUGAGACCGCCGAGGCGCAGCAAGACCUGCCCGCCGAGGGAACCGAGACCGACGUCGAGGUCCUCGAGCUCUCGUCCACCGGCGACGGCCUCGCCAUGAGGCCCGGCUCCAACCAGGUCUACGUCGUGCCCUUCACCGUGCCCGGCGACGUCGCCCGAGUCAAAGUCUUCCGCCACCUGCGCCGCGAGAACCAGACCGUCGCCGACUUCGUCUCCAUCGUGAAGCCCUCCCCGCUGCGCGACGACGCCCGCAUCCAGUGCAAGUACUUUGCCACCUGCGGCGGCUGCCAGUUCCAGAUGCUCGACUACGCCGAGCAGCUCCGCCGCAAGAGGCGCAUCGUCGACAAGGCCUUCCGCAACUUUGCCAACCUGCCCGCCGAGCUGGUCCCCGCCAUCCUCGACACCAUCGGCAGCCCCCUGCAGUACGGCUACCGCACCAAGCUGACGCCGCACUUUGACGGCCCGCCGGGCUUCCACAGCAGGAGGAACAAGGGCGGCCCCAAGCCCAAGUUUGCGAGCUGCCCGGACAUUGGCUUCAUGCGCAAGGGCCAGCGCAAAGUCAUGGACAUUGAAGACUGCCCCAUUGGCACCGACGUCGUCAGGCAGGGCAUGAAGCGCGAGCGAGAGAGGAUGCAAAACGAGUUUGGAGACUACCAGCGAGGCGCCACCAUUCUGCUCCGCGAAAACACACAGCGUUAUCCCACCGAUGCCUCGGAUGACGCUGCUGCUCCCCCCAAGCAGCAAGACCUCGCCCCCUACACCGUCCGCAACGACAGCGAGUUCGGCAUCGACAUCAAAACCUGCGAGACCGACUCCAAGGCCACCACCCACGAAUACAUCCGCAACCACCACUUCACCAACCCCGCCGGCUCCUUCUUCCAGAACAACAACUCCAUCCUGCCCGUCUUCACAGACUACGUCAAGGAGCACGUCCUCCCCCCUUCUUCCCCCUCAUCCAUCAAGUACCUCAUCGACGCCUACUCCGGCUCGGGCCUCUUCACAAUCACCCUGGCCUCCGUCUUCCAGCACUCCACGGGCAUCGACAUCGCCGCCGACUCCAUCGCUUCCGCGCGCCACAACGCCCAGCUCAACGGCCUCGGCGAGGACCGCUGCAAGUUCAUCGCCGCCGACGCCGGUGAGCUCUUCAAGAACGUCUCCUACGACGCCGACGAGACGACUGUCAUCCUGGACCCCCCGCGCAAAGGCUGCGACGCCGAUUUCCUGGCUCAGCUGAGGCGCUUUGGACCCAAGAGGGUUGUCUAUGUGAGCUGCAAUGUGCAUACCCAGGCUCGCGACGUGGGGGUCCUGGUGAGGGGUGAGGGAGAGGGUAAGAGAUAUGAGAUUGAGAGCCUGAGAGGGUUUGAUUUCUUCCCUCAGACGGGGCAUGUUGAGGGAGUUGCUGUUCUAAACAGGGUGGAAAGCUGAAAUGGAGAAAAGGGGGCGGGAAGCAUUUUAUAGAUUUAAUGAUACUAGACUUCGCCUUUGGCAAUGAUAAAGCUACUCCUGUGAUGCAAUUUUGUUCAUUGAAUACGUAAAACAAUCAUGAAUGCAUAUAUAUGCCUUGAGAGAUACAUAACAAAAAGGGAUCCGCCAUAAUUUUUGAUGCCAAAGUUUUUGCUCGCAGUAGGGUCACUAAAAAGCAAGCGUUCAGAUAUGAUUUCAAUCAACAAAGGAGAAAACAAUAUGAGACAAGAUGUGUCCUCGUUCGUCUUCUUACUCCUGUCCCAAAAGUGCCUUUAGCGUUUGCACAGUAAUCUCCAGAACCUCUGGCCUCCUAGUAAGCUUCAGAGAGUCCUUCAGAGCCUCCACGCCGCCCUCCUUGGUGACCUUUUCUCGCGCGAGUUUGCAGACCUCGGCAUCUCCCGCAACCAUGUUGUAGAGAGUAACUACUCCUCGAUGCCUCAAACCCUCGUCCGCAUCCGUACACAUGCCCAGGAUCACUUCGAUGCCCUUUUCUCGCUGCAGCACUAGCUUCGCAACGCUCUCGUAACCUGUCAAGGAAGCCAAGGCUCCGCCCGCUGCGCUGCGGGUACCUUCAUCUUCGGCGUCGGCCAGGGCCAAC
This is a messenger RNA of Trichoderma atroviride IMI 206040, 2320 nucleotides long. RefSeq lists its product as uncharacterized. Gene Ontology annotation, molecular function: tRNA (uracil(54)-C5)-methyltransferase activity, S-adenosyl methionine-dependent. Gene Ontology annotation, biological process: tRNA processing; 7-methylguanosine RNA capping; RNA methylation. NCBI's taxonomy places the organism in Eukaryota, Fungi, Ascomycota, Sordariomycetes, Hypocreales, Hypocreaceae. The record is from RefSeq and is a predicted model, not a curated record.